This is a messenger RNA of Cyclospora cayetanensis, 444 nucleotides long. Its product is annotated as multiprotein-bridging factor 1b. The transcript has 4 exons. The coding region runs from base 1 to 444 and encodes 147 amino acids. Gene Ontology annotation, cellular component: nucleus. Gene Ontology annotation, molecular function: DNA binding. Lineage: Eukaryota; Apicomplexa; Conoidasida; Eucoccidiorida; Eimeriidae. The record is from RefSeq and is a predicted model, not a curated record.
AUGCCUCCCAACUUUCAGGACUGGACGCCCGUAGUUCUUCAGAAGGGCGGAGGCAGCCAGAAGCGCGUUACUAAAGAACAGGAGAUCAACAAGGCAAGGCGAGCUGGCGAAUCCAUCGAAACCGAAAAGAAAUUUCUUGGCGGAAAAAACAAGGCCACCAAAUCUGCCCUCAUCCCCAACGCUAAAAAGAUAGAGGAGGACACAGGAGAUUAUCACGUCGACAGAGUCUCCACAGACUUCUGCAGAGCACUGGCGGAGGCGAGGAGAAACAAGGGAAUGACUCAAGCGCAGCUGGCGCAGGCAAUCAAUGAGAAGCCUUCCGUCGUUAGCGAAUAUGAGAGCGGCAAGGCGAUUCCCAACGGCGCAGUUCUGCAAAAGAUGAGCAAAGCUCUUGGCUGCCCGCUGCCCAAAUGCGUGCAGAAGAAGAGAAUUGCGGAUGACUAA